Molecule: messenger RNA, 339 nt
Organism: Penicillium griseofulvum
Lineage: Eukaryota; Fungi; Ascomycota; Eurotiomycetes; Eurotiales; Aspergillaceae
Product: RTA-like protein
Exons: 1
Coding region: 1-339 (112 amino acids)
Cellular component (GO): membrane
Source: RefSeq, a predicted model, not a curated record
AUGUUACGCGCGCCUACAGCUGCCAGCCACAAGCCUUCCAUCCGAUGGCAGAAAUAUCUUAUCACGCUCUACGUCGUCAGCGUAUUGAUUUGGAUUCGGAGUGCGUUCAGAGUCAUCGAAUAUCUUGAAGGCAAUGCUGGUUCUAUCAUGAGGCAUGAGGCCUAUAUCUUCAUCUUCGAUGCCACACUGAUGGUUCUUGUUAUGGCCUGGAUGAACUGGUUCCAUCCCAGUGAGAUUGGUCUUUUGCUGCGAAACGAUAUGGCCAUCACCAACGGGUUUGAGCUCUUUGCCUUCACUAGUUCUUAUCGGAGGGCGAAAAGACAGAACUCUGCUACUUAG